AUGCCGAAGAAGCUGGUGAAAAGGAUAUGCAACUUGGAUGAUUCACUACCAAUGUGCGCUUGGAAGGUAACUUUCAACCUAUAUUUACAAAAAAAAUUCUUAAUCUUUUUUUUGUAAUUCACUUGAUUCAAAUAAAAUCGCUUCAAACUUCAAAACGUGAAUCACUGUUGUGGUAUAUAUUAAAAGUUACCAGGUUUUUUGAAGAAAAUAGGAAGCUUUUGUGAAAUAGUUUUCUAAUUAUGGUUUCCUGUCAGUUCAAAAUCCCUUGUUGGGCAAAGUCGCCGUCAAAAUAAGAGAUUUUUAGUGAUUUGUUUUUCGUCUUACAGCGACACGUACCUUUUAUGGGCAGCGAAGUGUUCUCAAAAUGGAACAUUUGUCGGGAUCACCCCGAACUCAACUUGUGCCGAUUGAAUCUCGGCGGUCUUAUCGCCAUUAACCCCAGUACAAAACAACCGGAAUUGCCUUCUGACUCAUCUGAAAACCUGUUGACUCCAAAGGCAAAAGUACGUGUGUCGCUUGCAAAUUGAAGAACGAAACGAAGACAAACGAAUCGAUUCAGAAUGUACCAGAACUGAUCCUGUCCUCUAAAUGGAGCAAUCAACAUGCCAUGGAAACGACGUUGCAAAAAGAGCUUAACGAGGAAGGAGCGAGCGAAGAAACGGUUCCAAUUAUUGUCAUAAUUAUAAUAGAAAGAGAAGCGAGAAAAAAUAACUUCAAUGAUUUAUAUAUUGAAGGUAUCUAACGAGCUCGAUGAUGACGGUGAACGAGAAGGAAGUGGAGAAAAAAUUAACGUUCAAAAUCCAAAAGAGACUGAAAUCACAGCCGACAAGCCGUUAUCGUCUCUUUGAACACAAAUUCGCGUAACAGAUAUUUGUACAAAUUUAGAAAACUUCAACAAAGCAAAAUCAAGCGGGCUCAUAUCUGUACAUAAAUUGAAAACUUCCCAGCUUCUAAUAAACGGUUUUAAGUCUUUUGUGCUGGUUUUUUAAAUAAGUACUUCACGCGGUGAUAAAAAAACUUCUGAUAAAGCAAGUCCUCACUCUAAAUGAUAUUAAAUAAUACUCAAAACAGAGAACAUUAUCCAAAAAAGCAUUAAAAAUAAAAAAAAAUGAAAAAACAAAUUAAUUUUUUUCGAAAAAAAUCCGACAACGCGGAAAAGAUGGACCACGGCUAAGACGUUGUGCGGAAUAUUGUUUUUUUUUCUUUUCUUCUGGAAAAUGACAUCAUAGAUGACGUCAGUUGACAUCAUUCUGUUUUUGUAAACAACUUUCCUAUAAAAGCCAUGAAUUUCCAACGGCUACAACUCAGUAUUUAUCUGAAAUCUACGCAACAACUUCUGCAACAAUCAUGACUGAUGUGAGUUUGUUUUGUAAAUAAUUAUAUUUGCCAUGGGAAAAAUUUUUUUUCAAAGAGUAGGCUCAAAACUUCUAUUAUUUCGAAAACUCAAGAUGAUACUUUUUUAUUACUGAAAUAAGUUCCAUUUUCUGCAUUUUCAUCAGAAAAGUGCAAUUAAGAACUUCUUCAGUCUGAAUUUGAUUGCAUUGAUUUGCCACUUUAGUCGAAAGUAAUCAAAAAUUGAUAUGGAGACUAACUGGAAACCCUAGGAGUGAAAGGCUGUAUAAAAUUUUUUUGAAUGAAUAAUCAGAAAAGCCCCAUCUUAAUCAGAUUAAUUACCAAAUUUCAUUGUACAAGUUGAAUAUUCAGAACAAAGGCAUCAUCGAAAAGACCAUGGAGCUCGUUUCUGAGGCCGGCCACGCGACGAUGGAAAUGGCAUCUGAAGCAGGCCACAAGAUCAUGGAAACGUACCACAACGUUGCCGAUUCUCGCGCCGAAGAUCGGGCCGCCGAUAAAAUUAAGGAUGCCACUGACAGUGCAGCCGACAAGGUAAUUUUUUCCCUAAUGAAGUUGUAAAAAUGAAGUGGAUUUAAGGUGAAAGACGUUCGCGACAGCGUCAAUGAAAAUUGGGAAAAGGCGAAAGAACACGGCCAGGACGCUAGGAAUGACGCCGAGUGGGAGUACUACUCCACCAAGAGGGACAUAAAGAACAAGGUUUUGAUUAUCUUCUUUGUUGUAACUUCUAUCUCGGAUUCUUGAAUUCCCUUUUAUUGGAAUUUUCUGGAAAAAACGAUGAUAAAAAAGUUAGGGAAAUCAUUUUUAUUAGGCAUGAAUAAAUCUUCAAUUUAAGUCGGAAAAAAAUCGAAAAAUUACCAAAAAUUAAAAAAAACCAAAAUGGGUUCAAAACCAACUGAAAAAUUAUUUCUAGCGACUUUCUCCCGACUUUAAAAUUUUAAGGGCGGACCUAAUAAUUUCAAUUUUAGGCCGAGGACGUCAAGGAAGAUGCUGAAGACCGUGUUGAAAGCUUCAAAAAGAGUGCGAAGGACACGAAGGACAACAUCGUUGACCGGCUCGGAGACGUUAAGGAUGACAUAGCCGACAAAAUCGUAGGUGCUAAAGAAGCCGUCAAGGACAAGGUGAUCAAACAAUUUUUUUUUUAAUUUAUCAAAUAUUUUCAGGCUUCGGACAUCAAGGAGGGCGCCAGCGACGCUUGGGAGAAGGUCAAGGACAACACUGAGCAGGCGAAACGCGACGCCGAAAAACGGGCCGAGCACCUGAAAUGCUCAAUGAAGCAAAAGGUAGCCAAAAUUUAUCAUUAAAUGUUUUUAGUAAUACUUUCAGGGCAAACAGGCCCGAGAAAGUGCUGCCGACCGUGUCCAUGAAGUCGCCUACGAAAUUGAAGGACACUAA
Caenorhabditis auriculariae is the source of this 2745-nucleotide messenger RNA. NCBI's taxonomy places the organism in Eukaryota, Metazoa, Nematoda, Chromadorea, Rhabditida, Rhabditidae. The record is from the annotation of a GenBank genome assembly.